Linum tenue is the source of this 3604-nucleotide messenger RNA. NCBI's taxonomy places the organism in Eukaryota, Viridiplantae, Streptophyta, Magnoliopsida, Malpighiales, Linaceae. The record is from the annotation of a GenBank genome assembly.
GUGGCCCGUGGAUGCUCAACAAGUAUUUGCCAAUUGCCAUCGCUGGUGGGCUUUUCCAAAUUGACCAUCUCAGUAGCAUCGCUAGGGAAGAAACAUGGAAGUGAACCCGUAGACUCGGGAGAGACGGGAGAUGAGCCAAAUGGCGAGUCCUGCUGAGCGGAGACUUGAUCGUAUUUGCCGUCACUUCUGCCCGCCGCUCCAAAAACUUAACCAUGUGCUUCACCAGGCCGCGACGAGAGGUGGCCAAGAAAUUGACGAUGUAGCAAGAGACCCAGUAGUCAUAGGCGGGAUGGUGUUGGAUAUUCAUGCCAUUCCUUCCACCUCUCCACAACCCAGAACCACAACUCCUGGAAAGGUCCGUUAUGUGCUAGGAGGUGUGGGAAGGAACAUUGCAGAAUGCAUGUCAAAGCUUGGCACAAUGCCUUACAUGAUUAGUGCUGUGGGAGACGACAUUGCUGGGAACCUGCUGUUGGAGCAAUGGAAGUUAGCUGGCCUGUGCACUGAAGGGAUACGGAAACACCAGGAUAUCAAUACGGCUGUAAUCUGCAACGUAUAUGACACUGAUGGAGAGUUGGCUGCUGCUGUUGCAAACGUGGAUGCACUGGUAUGGUCGAAUUCCUAGCCAGUUUUAAUGACUUUCUAGAGUAAUAAAAUAUUUAGGAUCUAACUUAUCUGAAUAAUGAUUAUUUCCCAGGAAAAUUUCCUGACCCCUGCUUGGAUUCAGCAGUGCAAGUCCAGUAUACGUUCUGCUCCUAUACUGGUUGUGGAUGCGAACUUAAGUCCUAUUGCCUUAGAAGCUUCUUGCCAAGUGGCUGCUGAGUUCGAUGUACCUGUUUGGUUUGAGCCAGUGUCAGUAGCCAAGUCCACAAGAAUAUCCUCCAUUGCUAAGUAUGUAACUUUUGCUUCACCUAAUGAAGACGAGCUUGUUUCCAUGGCAAAUGCAGUUUCUGGUGGAAAUACUUUUCAUUUGGUCAAAAGGGAUGGCAACAGAAAGUACUCUGGAAAGUCAUUGUUUCACAAGUUGAAACCAGCUAUUUUGGUUUUGCUGGAGAAAGGAAUUAAGAUGCUUGCUGUCACUGUUGGUGAAGAUGGACUCUUCCUUUGCUCUAAGAAUCCAGACUUCCUUAAAUUUCGGUUGCAGAUAACUCAAAAUAGCAGAGUUGGUGAAUGGGUGUAUGAUACAUUGACAUCAACUUGUCCUCCUAGACCCGUUGCUGCAAUGCAAGUCGAGGGUAGCUCUCCUAUGUUUGCAGUGCAUUUUCCUGCACUUCCGGCAUCUGUUGUGAGACUCACUGGAGCUGGUGAUUGCAUGGUAGCUGGCACAGUUGCUUCCCUUUGUUCAGGCUUAGAUGUUCUGCAGAGUGUGGGAGUUGGCAUUGCAGCGGCCAAAGCUGCUAUUGAGGCGGAACCAAAUGUUCCUUCAAUCUUCAACUUGGCUGACAUUGCAGGUAAUGCAAAGCUAGCUUAUUGCAAUGCUAUAUCUUUGUGCCAUUUUGAGAAAUGAAUCAUGUCUUGGUGAUGCAAAUGCAUCAAGCAAGAGCUACAUUGGAAAUUCAACCGUAGAAAACGUCCUUGCGAGUUGGAAUAGUUGGGAUGGAAUUCAGCCAAAAGGAUAUAGCUUUUGAAGGAAUGCUGAUUCAUUUCAUGUCUUGCAAGUUGUUUCUGUUAAAAUCUGGAAGCUGCUGUGCUGUGGUUUGUGUUGAGUUUCGUAACAUUUCACUUCAUGACAUUGUUUAUGUAAUGAACUUCCAAUUCGAUCAGAUUUAACCGACCGAGAAUUAGCUAAAAGAUUCCUCCAAGUCCCCUCAAUGUUUUUUUUUUGUCAUUCUUGUAUGUAUUCCUUCCUUCCUCAGCUAGUGAGGUUGAGCUCAGAAUGUAAUUAAUCCCAAGAAACAAGGAAGUGAACCAAACCAAAACAAAUUUCCAAUAAUAGGAGUCAGGAAUGCAGAUAUGGCCGCUUCCUUGCUUGAUUCUUUCCAUUUUAAUUCCCGAGUAUAUCCGCAUUUCUGACUCCUAUUCUUGGAAGUUUGUCUUGGUUUGCUUCCCUCCCUUGGUUUUUGCGAAGAAUCCUUUCGUUUCUCAGCUGUGAUUGGGACUUCAUUUGACCGCUCCCGCAACUUCUUCGUCCUUCUCCUCUUUCUUAAAGCCCAUACCCACCCAAAAUAAGAGUGAAAGCGCAUAUCACAUUUCGGCUUCCAAAAACACACCGGAAAAAUCAGGAGGAAUGAAGUCAGUUUCUCUGCCGCCGGCGGCGAUGCUAUAUUUGUGCUUCUGUUUGUUCCCAGCGUUCGCGGUGGUGGCCGGGAUCGAGCAGCCGCCGCGGCUGCGAUUUGGGAAGAAUGGGCAGUUGAAGAUUCUGCAAGUGGCGGAUAUGCACUAUGGAAACGGCAAGUCCACCGGCUGCUUGGAUGUCCUCCCGAGCCAGCUGCCCACUUGCUCCGACCUCAACACCACCGCCUUCGUUGAACGGAUGAUACGAGCUGAGCGGCCGGAUUUCAUCGUCUUCACUGGGGACAACAUCUAUGGGUUCGAUGUUGCGGACCCGGUGAAAUCCAUGAAUGCUGCAUUUGCACCAGCAAUAGCUUCUGGCAUUCCCUGGGCUGCUGUUUUAGGGAACCAUGAUCAGGAAUCUAGCUUGUCAAGGGAAGGAGUGAUGAAAUAUAUAGCUGGAAUGAAAAACACACUUGCCAGGGUCAAUCCACCCGAGGUGCGCGUGAUCGAUGGGUUUGGGAACUACAAUCUGGAGGUUGGAGGAGUUCAAGGCUCUACAUUUGAGAACAAAUCGGUUCUUAACCUCUACUUCCUCGACAGCGGUGACUACUCCACCGUUCCUUCCAUCCCUGGCUAUGGCUGGAUCAAACCCUCUCAGCAGUUCUGGUUCCAACGCACAUCUGCUAAACUCCGGAAAUCAUACAUGAGCAGCCCUGCAGCUCAGAAAGGACCAGCACCAGGGCUGGCUUACUUCCACAUUCCUUUGCCUGAAUUUGCAAGUUUCGAUGCAUCCAAUUUCACCGGGGUUAGACAAGAAGGGAUCAGCUCCGCUAGUGUCAACUCGGGCUUCUUCACUACUUUGGUGGAGGCAGGAGAUGUGAAGGCUGCGUUCAUAGGCCAUGAUCAUUUGAACGACUUCUGUGGCAGGCUGACAGGCAUUCAACUUUGUUACGCUGGAGGUUUCGGUUACCAUGCCUAUGGAAAGGCUGGAUGGUCGAGGAGGGCUAGAGUAGUGGUAGCUUCUCUGGAGAAGCAGCAGAGUGGGGAGUGGGGUGCCGUCAAGUCGAUCAAGACCUGGAAACGGCUCGAUGAUGGGAAACUUACCGGGAUAGAUGGCCAAGUCCUCUGGAGCAAAACCCCUGGAGGUGCCCGCAGAAAGAAACAGUUUGGUGGCCGUUGAAUAUAGAGCAGUCGAGGUAUAAGUAGCCCACAAAGAAGGUGGUCAAGAAGGUAGUUUUUAGCUUGUUUGUAAGGCUGGAAAAAGUGUUACACAAGUUUGCGUUUCCCCCUUGUGGUGAUCACAGAAUGAUGCUCCAGCUCGAAGAAAAACAUAUACGAACUUUCUUCGCUGUGUAAUUUAGGUUAGGCACGUUAUUUUGUUGCUCACAUUUAU